This is a messenger RNA of Menidia menidia (Atlantic silverside), 3954 nucleotides long. The record is from the annotation of a GenBank genome assembly. NCBI's taxonomy places the organism in Eukaryota, Metazoa, Chordata, Actinopteri, Atheriniformes, Atherinopsidae.
CUGGGGGAUCCUGGGGUUGUGCGUCACUCGGCUGGUCGCUGGGACUGCAGUGCCUCCCUCCGGCCGCCCAGCAGCUCCGCCGUCCGGCCUGAAGGCUCUCCCUCCCCAAGCACCGCGCUCCCGACCCGGGUCGCUUCUGGCCAUCGUGCCCGCCCCCCCCUCUGCAUCUUUGUCAGCCCGCUCUGUUUUCUGUGCGGCAGCAGAGAGGAGGAGAUUUCUGGGCUACCGUUUGGUCCUCUGGGGGAGGAGCCAGUUGGCGAUCGUACGCUGCAAAGAGACACGGCGCCGCACUGGGAGGAUAAAGAACUACUGACGGUGGGAUGAAGACCAAAAAGGAUGAUGGGCUGUUCACAAGUUAAGGACAAACUUUACUCUGUGUGAACUGCAGUGGAGGAGGAAGCUGAUGAGGGAAACUAAAGACGGGAAAGUGACAAAGUAAAUCACAUGAUCAGAGCUCAGAAAGGCACCAAAUUAGCGAUGUUCCCUUCAGGCAGGGAUUACCUCCUCUUCAUCACUUCCCUCUCCAUCACUCCCACUCUUCCCCCGUCGCAAAACCAAACAGCUCCAAGACUCUGAGCCGUGAGAGCCGUGACCGAGCUCACACCGCCCAACGCACACACAUAUACAGAGCCAAACACACACCACUCAAGCUUCUGCAUCCUGCUCAUGAUCGUUGGCCUGCCCCCCUCAGCUGCUGCUACCACUCUAGUUUUAGACAAUGAAGAGGCCCAAGCAGCAGACAGGGCCCCUGAGCUUCCUAAACUUCUUCAGUCGCAAGCCCAAAUCAGAGCCAAAGCCCGAGAGAUCUGUGGAAGCCUGGCCCAAGGAGGAAGUGGCUAUAACCCUGACCCCGAGCGAGCAUCCAGAUCAGGAUCGCAGCCUGGCUGCAGAAGAUGCUGGAGAAUCAGGAGUUUCUGGUGCAGAAAGAGGAGAAGGAGGAGGGCUGCCAGCAGCAGCCGAGGUGGGCGAGAACAGUGCUGCCACGGGAGAGUGCGUGGGCGGGGUCAGCUGCGGCUCCACCGGAGUCCUGUCUCUCUCCCCGUCCAGCCAGGAUCAGCUAUUGGAAGAACACCUGGAAGAGUGCCCACUGUGCCUGCUAAGUCAGCCACGUUGCCAUUUCCCUCGGCUGUCCUCCUGCUCCCACAGGGCGUGCACGGACUGCCUACGCCAGUACCUGCGCAUUGAGAUCUCAGAGAGCAGAGUUGGCAUUGCGUGCCCUCAGUGCCCCGAGACACUGGCACCACUGGAUGUUCACGCAAUACUGGAUGACCAGGCACUUCUGGAGAGGUUUGAGGAGUAUCAGUUGCGGCGUUUUCUGGCUGCUGAUCCAGAUACUCGCUGGUGCCCUGCACCUGACUGCAGUUAUGCGGUGAUAGCUUACGGCUGUGCGGAGUGUCCCAAACUGAGCUGUGGUCGUGAGGGCUGUGACACAGAGUUCUGCUACCACUGUCGGCAGCUGUGGCACCCUAACCAGACGUGCGACCAAGCACGGCGCCAGCGGGCUCGCCACACCUCAGGUGGGAAUGAUGCCUCCACGUUGUACGUCUUCAAUGAAGAACCUGGAGGAGAUGCAGAGGAGAUCAAAGCAUGUCCUCGCUGUGGUGCCUACAUCAUGAAGACCAAUGAUGGCAGCUGUAACCGGAUGAACUGCACUGUAUGUGCCUGUCAGUUCUGCUGGCUUUGUAUGCAGGAGAUCACCGAUGUGCACUACCUCAGUCCCUCGGGAUGUACAUUUUGGGGGAAGAAGCCAUGGUCCCAAACCCGCAAGGUACUGUGGCAGGUGGGCAUGUUGCUUGGAGCACCUGUGGUCAUCUCCCUGAUAGCGGGCAUUGCCAUCCCAGUCAUCAUUGUGGGUAUACCAAUCUACAUGGGCCGCAAGGUCCAUGGUCGUUGUAAGAAAAACAAUAUCUCAGGAAGUAAGCACUACUUGACUGUGGCAAGUGGGGUGAUGAUGUCAGUGUUUGUGUCGCCGGUCAUAGCAGCUGUCACUGUGGGUGUGGGUGUGCCGCUAAUGCUGACUUAUGUCUAUGGGGUCGUUCCUAUGUCGCUCUGUAGGAACGGCUGGUGUCGACCACAGAGUGAACCUCCUGAAACACACAAAAUCCAACUGGAAGACUUGGCCAGCUAUCUUCUAUUCUCUCAUGUAGUCAGUGAUCACUGGACGGGUCAGAACAACCCAACGCUCAGUGAAACCAGCGUCCAGGAAGUCCGAGUCAGUGUACAGGAAGUAGGCGUCCUUCCUAGUACGAGCACCACGCCUCCGGAGCUAGAUAGAUAUGUUGGUUUGGAUGAAGCCACAAAACGCCAUGGAAACACCCAGCAGGACAGUCAGUCUGACUGCGAGGUGGUUAUUGUGCCUGAAAGCAAGGCUGACGACUCACAAGCGCUUACUUCCAGGGAAGGAACCAAUAUUGAGGUUCAUGUGGAAAUUGAAACCCAUCCGAGAGGCGCCCGCCAGUCCAGUCUAAGUAGCAUCCUGUCCAGCCGAAGCUUGUCAGUGGAGUCACUGGGACAAGCGCAGUCCCAAGAAAGCCCGUGUGCCUCAGAACUGGAAAAAAGACAAGAGACUGGAGGAGGGCAGGCAGAGGAGCAAGAGGGAAGGGAGAAACCAGGUGGAGACGAAGACACAGUUUUCCCAACCUUUGAAGCGGUUGAUGUAUGAGGUUCUUCAGAGCAGGUUUUGUACUUGGUUGAAAUUUUAGCCAUGCUUUAUGGAAACAAGUCUAUGAGCUGACGCGUUAAUGGAUUGAACAGAAAAUCGUCAGCACAGGACACCUCCUUCUUCCAAGACGGCCCCUCUCACCAGAUGCCUUGUAGCUCCAACCCUUGAGGAAGAUGCGGGUUCAGAGAGUAAAUGAAAAAGAUGAAUGUGUGAGUGUGUGUAUGAGCAUGAAAAUAUGACAGAAAACUGGAGCUCUAAGCAGAUAGGAAUGCAUGAUAGCUGGCUAGUUCAGACUGUUUUUUUUUUUGUAUGUAUGUAAUCCCAUCAAAAAGAUGCUACCUUUCUCUUCUUCAUUGCCCUUUACAAAUAAAGAGACCACUAUAUGUGAGAGGGAGCUGGAUGAUUUGGAUUGGUUUUAAGAAUCAAAAAACCUUCUUCUUGUUGGGUUUAUUUAAAGCGAUUCAUAAGCCAUACUGCAGGACAGGAGGAUUUCUUUUCAACAUGAGAUUUUAUGUCCACAGUUUUAAGACUCAUUUCCCACACAUGAUUUGAUGGGUUUAAACAGAUGAUGCAUGCUACACUGUUCCCCCAUUUUUCUCCUUUCUCGAAAAUCUUCAGUAAGAAGAGAAUAUGAAACUGUUUGCAGUAUGCCUGUAGCUGCUGUGGUUUAUUGGAAUUAACUUGCUCUGUGACGAUGUGGCACCACUCAAGUAGACAAGAGGGCUCAUGAACACCAGGAAAUUAAACGUGACCACUGAUCCACAGUCUUCCAUGAGAGAAGUUUUGGGCAGGGACGUUUUGGCAUCAUUGUAGUGCAGCUUUCAGCAGUCAAGGGGUUAUACCUUUUUAACCAGAACAUGGCAGCGACACCACAGUGUAACCUCUUAUGAGCUGCAUGACUACAAUUUGCUGUGUAUCCACAAUAACGUAUAAAUACUCGCAGAUUCACGUUUACCUUUCCACAUGCACAGCAUUCAGUGUAGCAGCUGUAGUGUGCGCUGCUGACAGCUUUGAAAUAGAAAUAAAAUCCUCUAAAAUAUUCACAGAGUACCAAAAUUACAACAGCAGCAUGCCAACAUGGGCUAAACUGUAAUAAUCCCUUUUAGUUGAUUUGUGAGAAAUACUUGACUGUACAGUACAAGCACUGCUUCGCUUCCUGAGUGUGAAAUAAGUGUACGGUGAUCUUGGACUUGAUAUGAUAACCUGCGCUGGGUUGUGGAGAGAACCUGAAUAAAGAUUUCACCAUGAAGGACAAAUGGAAACAGCAUGUUUUUAUUUUUUUAUUUUAUUUU